AUGCAGGAGGAAGAAGAAGAAAGAUCGGUUCUUGGUUUGAGAACUCAAUGGCGGUUUCUCUCUGCUUUCAUUGUUUCCAUCUUUUCUUCUACUCAUGGCAGCGUUGGAUUUGGCUCCUCCGUCCCUUCCUCCUUGUUCACGAAUAAGAUCUUCGCUGCUCCCGAAACUCUCGAUGAACCAUCCUCUGAGGAAUUCUCCGAGGUUCCGAGCUCUUCCUCCAGAAGUGUAGACGCAGAUAAGAUGGCGCCAAAGCAAAAGAUUAGGAUCAAGCUUAGAUCAUACUGGGUGCCUCUUAUUGAGGACUCAUGCAAGCAGAUACUUGAGGCUGCGAGGAAUACUAAUGCUAAGACUAUGGGUCCUGUUCCAUUGCCGACCAAGAAGCGUAUCUACUGUGUUCUCAAGUCUCCCCACGUUCACAAGGAUGCAAGGUUCCACUUUGAGAUCCGGACGCACCAGCGGAUGAUUGAUAUUCUCUACCCUACUGCUCAGACCAUCGACUCCUUGAUGCAGCUGGAUCUUCCUGCUGGUGUUGAUGUGGAGGUGAAGCUUUGAAGAUCAACCGUAACUUUACAGUGGUGAUGGGCGCUUGCAUUGCAUGAACAGACUGUUUCAGAUCAACUACACUUCUUAGAACUUGUAAGCCCUGUAUCAUCUUUUUGGGAGCCUCUGUAAUGAAUAUUCUCUGGUUCUUGUUCUUAAUUGAUGAACAAAUCAGCUAGUAAGCAAGUUCAAAGGAAUCCUUUUUUGUAUGUGUGUUUACUAAUUGUUUUGCUGUCAACUGUUAUAAAUAAGUUCAAUGUAUUUUUCUUUUGUAUUUUA
Molecule: messenger RNA, 819 nt
Organism: Brassica oleracea var. oleracea
Lineage: Eukaryota; Viridiplantae; Streptophyta; Magnoliopsida; Brassicales; Brassicaceae
Product: 30S ribosomal protein S10, chloroplastic-like
Exons: 5
Coding region: 1-552 (183 amino acids)
Biological process (GO): translation
Cellular component (GO): mitochondrion; ribosome; small ribosomal subunit
Molecular function (GO): RNA binding; structural constituent of ribosome
Source: RefSeq, a predicted model, not a curated record